Molecule: messenger RNA, 1605 nt
Organism: Bathycoccus prasinos
Lineage: Eukaryota; Viridiplantae; Chlorophyta; Mamiellophyceae; Mamiellales; Bathycoccaceae
Exons: 1
Coding region: 1-1605 (534 amino acids)
Cellular component (GO): chloroplast inner membrane
Molecular function (GO): lipid carrier activity; phospholipid binding
Source: RefSeq, a predicted model, not a curated record
AUGUCAGCCUUUACAGCGUUGUUAAACGCUCACGCGCUUCGCAUGCGAUCGUCGUCGUUCUCCGAAUCCUCCUCGUGCUCCUCUUCGUUGAGAGGAGGAGGACGAGGAGCAACGACGAGGACGCGCGUGUUCUCCACCAGACGUGAUGAUACUAGUAGUACUAAAAUCUUUCGUCGUCGUUGCGUAUCUCUCUCCUCCUUCUCCCGUUCAAAGAGAGAAAGUGGACGACGACAACAACAACAACAACAACAACAACAACAACAACAACUGGUAGAAGCGUUGCAGCAACAACAUCAAAGGAGAAAUAAUAAUACUACUACGAAGAGCAGAGGAUCAGGGGUCAUCGUUGGCGUCCGCAACGAUAAUAGUAGCAGCAGUAGUCUUAAUUAUUAUUCGUUGAACAGUAGUAACGAGAACGAUCAAACGUCCAGCAACAGAGAAGAAAGAAAGAAGACAGCAGCAGCACAAAGGUACGGCAAGAAGAACUGGUGGGGCACCGGGUCCUACACGAAUUCCGUGUUUAGCAAGAAAGUUGUCACGAGAGCGACGACGAAUAACUUCUCCGCGUACGCAGCUUCGGACGAGAACAACAACAACAACAACAACAACGACAUUUUUAAAGGGAAUGCAGCUUUCAAUCUCUUCCUCGGACCGCCGAUGAAGAUUUUUGGGGCUUUAUGGAACAGAUUGGCAAAGCCGUUGCAAGAUUUUGGCUUUGGUAGAACGCGAAUUAUGGAAGGUGGUGUAGGUUUGUUCAUCGUUGGAGGGGCACUGUUGGGUGCUUUGAUCGCCGGAUGGAUUGUCGGCAUCUUUAACAACGCCAGGAAGAACUCUUACCAAGCGUUUAUUGAAUUCCCACUCGCGUGCGGGAUUCAAUGCGGGACGAACGUAAGAAUCAGAGGCGUGAAAGCGGGAACGGUGUUAUCUGUGCAACCAGCUUUGGAUAAAGUGACGGUUUUGGUGGAAAUGGACGAUAAGAAAGUGCCGAUUCCAAGAAAUUCGACGAUUGAUGCGAAUCAGUCGGGAUUAAUCGCAGAGACUAUUAUUGAUAUUACCCCGAAAUUACCCAUCCCGCAAGCGCAAUGGGGUCCGUUAGAUGCCGGGUGUGAAGGGGAAGGUGUUAUCGUGUGCGAUCGAGGACGAAUUGAAGGGAGACCGGGGGUUUCUAUGGAUGAUUUAGUUGGCAUUUGCACGCGCUUAGCGAAAGAGAUGGAACAACAGGAUGGAAUUCGAAAGAUGUUUCAAGUCACGGAUGGGGCUCAAGAUUUGAUGCAGGUGUUAGAACCGUUAUUAACCGAAGCUGCUUUGAUUGCCAGAGAGCUUCGACCGAUGAUGCAAGGUGUCAAAGACCAGGGUACAUUGGAAACGAUCGAGCUAUUAGCGGGACAUGCGUCGGCUACGGUGCAAGAUAUUCGAGAGUUGCGACAAACGAUUUUAACCGAGGAAAAUCAAGACAUGUUGAGACAAUCCAUCUCGACUUUGACAAAGACUUUGCAACACGUAGAAAAAGUAUCCGGAGACAUUUCGAGCGUCUCUGGUGACCCGAGCACUCGAGCUAACUUGCGACACUUGAUACAGUCGCUUUCGCGUUUGGUAGACGCUUAG